This is a messenger RNA of Capsicum annuum, 1748 nucleotides long. Its product is annotated as DNA repair protein RAD51 homolog 2. Gene Ontology annotation, molecular function: ATP hydrolysis activity; four-way junction DNA binding; ATP binding. The transcript has 13 exons. Lineage: Eukaryota; Viridiplantae; Streptophyta; Magnoliopsida; Solanales; Solanaceae. Bases 267 to 1370 code for a protein of 367 amino acids. The record is from RefSeq and is a predicted model, not a curated record. Gene Ontology annotation, biological process: double-strand break repair via homologous recombination. Gene Ontology annotation, cellular component: replication fork; Rad51B-Rad51C-Rad51D-XRCC2 complex.
AAUAAACAUAAGGUCAUAGAGCAGUGGAAAGAAGAGUGACCAAAGCAUUUGAUGGUAAAUGGCGAAUAAGAUGGUAAGCGAAAUGGGUCUUCCAAAAUCCAUAGCCAAUAUUUUUGCUGCUCGUAACCUUAUUACUGCCAAGUUUUUGUUUCUGUACAUCAAUAGGUGCCAGAGUAGGGUGAGGAAAAACAUUGAUCAUGGGCGAGUGCGGGAAAUAAGUCUUCAGAUAGAUUACUGAUGGUUUCAACCAUCUGUCAAGAGUGCAUAUGUGUCUUCUUUUCCCUUAUAAUUUAGCACCCUGGUUUAACUGCAGCACAGAUCCCACCUGGAACAAACAAGAUGUAUUUUCAUUGACAGAAUUUGAGUUGAUGGAAUUGCUAGAUGUGGAUUUAGCUGUAGUAACAUCAGCGGUGGCUCACAUCAGUGAAAUGACAUGCCCUCCAUACCAGACUGCACUUUCAUUGUUGGAACAGCGUCGUCAAAAUGAGAACAUGGCUGGCCAUCUUCCAACUUCUCUAAAAGGACUUGACAAUGCUUUGUGUGGUGGAAUUCCUUUUGGUGUUGUGACAGAGUUAGUGGGUCCAGCAGGCAUUGGUAAAACCCAGUUCUGCUUGAAGCUUUCAUUAUUAGCUUCUCUUCCUUCGAGUUAUGGUGGCUUAGAUGGUUCUGUAAUUUAUAUCGAUACAGAAUCCAAAUUUAGUUCAAGGAGGUUGAUAGAAAUAGGAUUUAAUAGCUUCCCAGAAGUAUUUCACACUGAAGGGAUGGCACAGGAGAUGGCUGGAAGGAUCAUGGUUCUAAGGCCAACAUCACUUUCUGAAUUUACUGAUAGCUUGCAGAAAAUCAAAGUUUCACUAUUUCAACACAGUGUGAAGUUGCUGAUCAUUGACAGCAUGGCUGCUCUUCUUUCAGGAGAAGGUGUACAAGGACCUCAGAGACAACAUUCAUUGGGUUGGCAUAUAUCAUUUAUUAAAUCAGUUGCAGAAUUUUCACGAAUUCCUGUAGUGGUGACCAACCAAGUGAGAUCUCAAAGUCGUGAUGAAAUUUCCCACUAUUCUUUCCAAGACAAGAACAAAGGUGAAGGUCCAGAAGCUGCCACAAAACCUGAUUCUCAUCUUGUUGCCGCUUUAGGGAUCCACUGGGCUCAUGCUGUUAGUAUUCGUCUUAUAUUUGAAUCAAAAUCAGGUCAAAGGUUCAUAAAAUUAGCAAAAUCUCCACUAUCUCCGCCUCUUGCAUUCCCUUUCAACGUAACUUCUUCUGGGAUUUCAUUGCUUAAUGACGAUGGAGUGGAAAUGCCAGGGCCAGAGAUACAUUCAAUAAGUUGGCAAGGUCACAACAACGUUAUUAAUUUCGUUAGUGAAAUGAUGCAUUGAGCUCCAGAAGCAAAGUUACCUUGUCCAAUGUAUAGCCCUAUAGGCGUGUUGGUAAGAUUUUUUUCUCUGAACCCUCGGACUUCCCUUUGUCAUUCAAUCUUAACUCCCCCGGUCAUAUCUUUUUUAGGUGUAAAUUCCAUGAGUUGACUAACUAAAGAUGAUUGACUUGUAAACGAAGAUUCACUUGGUCGUAUAUGUAGUUCAAGUUGGUGGAUUUACAAUGCCGUUGGAUCCAUUUUGCAGUCUCUGUUCUUUUUAACUGCCAUACCGGUAUCUAGAAAUUGCAGUUCUUAUAUGUGACUGAAGGGAUGUUGUUUGCUUUGUCAUCUACAUGUAUAUAUUCCAGAAAAAAUGAGGCAAACUUUUUUCUUUGGUUCA